AUGACUCCCAGGAAAUUCAGUAGCUUGAAUUCAAGCGUUUCUUCUACUCCAACAACAGAUAACGACCUUGCGAGCAGAGAGCCGAUCGAUAUGGAGAAGGCUCCUCAUACAAAUGGACCACCACCUACAGGUCGACCUGCUGGACCUCCUGCUGGACCCCCUGGACCACCCGGCGGCUGGCUAAUUACGCGCAUGUCGAAACAACAAGAAAUCCUCUUCAACAUUAUGGUAGCAUUCCUUCAACUUAUCCCACAAUCGACCUUGACAACAGUUUUCCCGGUCAGCCGGGACCUCGCACAGUCAUUCACCAUCUCAAACCCCUCAGUACUGCCAUGGCUUGUCGCUGCGUACGCAUUGUCAUUCGGAACUUUUAUUCUGAUCGGAGGACGACUUGGUGACAUCUUUGGCCAUAAGACGAUGGUCGUGAUCGGCUAUUCCCUCCUCAGUCUGUGGAGUGUCGUUGCUGGACUAAGUCACUAUGUCGGCUAUGAAUUGUUCUUCGUGGCAAGAGGGUUUCAAGGUCUUGGUGCGAGUCUGAUGGUGCCAAACGGUCUCGCGCUGCUAGGUCGAACUUAUCCACCGGGAUCCAAGAAGAAAAUCCUCUCCUUCACGCUAUUUGGUCUAUGUGCACCAGUGGGAGCCUACCUGGGCAUGAUCUUUGGAGCGUUGUUCACCAAGUUCGCAUCCUGGUGGUGGAGCUUCUAUACUCUCGCCAGUGUUUCUUGUUUCCUGGCAGUAGCCGCCUCUGUUAUAUUGGUCUCUCCACCACCGACUCCAAAGCAGAUGCUACCAGUCAAGGAGAAAUUGCGGGAUAUGGACUGGCUUGGGGCCCUCACCGGUGUUGGUGGCCUUAUUUGCGUCCAAGUCUCUCUUGUCUCUGCUCCGGCCUCGGGGUGGAGUACCCAGUACAUUUUCAUGUUGCUGAUCAUCGGCCUCUUGCUCAUCGCCUUCUUUGUUAUCACGGAGCUCAAGAUUGCCGAACAACCACUGGUACCAUUCAAGAUGCUCAAGGCAGAUGUUGGGUUUGUCCUUGGCGCCGUCGCAUGUGGAUGGGCCACGUUUGGAAUAUGGACAUGGUUUCUGUGGAGGUACCUCCUUGGGAUUAAACAUGAGACUCCUCUUGGUGCUGCAGUGAAAGUCCUGCCUAUCGUGCCCGUUGCUUUGAUUGCUUCGGUGUUGACGGCUUGGAUGAUGCGGAAAUGUCGGCCCUCGUGGACUCUCUUUUGGGCUUUGGUGGCUUUCGCAUUCGGACCGCUGCUUCUGGCAGCCGACUCGAAUAUUGACAAGACGACCUACUGGAGCUGGACAUUCGCCAGCCUCAUUGUCAUGCCUUUUGGCAUGGACAUGUCCUUUCCGGCAGCGACAUUGAUCAUGUCCAACUUCUUUCCUCCUCAACAACAAGGUGUUGCCGGGAGUCUCAUCAGUACGGUUGUCAACUACUCCAUUUCUCUCGGUCUCGGCCUUGCCUCUACCGUCGAAGUUCACGUGAACAAUAAUGGAAAAGAUCCGCUUGCCGGCAUUCGCGGUGGCUGGUUCAUGGGCGUGGGCCUUGGUGGCUUGGGAGUCAUCAUCUGCAUUGCCUUCGUCGUCAAAUCUAUUCUUCAUCCCACCCCGAAGGCGCCUCUUGGACCGCCGGCGCGGCCUCCCCCCGAUACGAUCAUGCCAAUGACUGCCCCGAGACCUGAAAAUCAACGGAAGGCAUCACAGGCUGCUACCAUCUCGAGCCUUGCAACAACAAUGGUUCCUGACACUGCUGCGCAUUUGAGCCUCAAGCUGAACGAGAUCGAGCCAUUCAACUUCGAGAGCAUGCCAGGAUCUACGACCACAUCCGCCGUUACCUCACCACAAUCCCCAUCAUUCAGCACAUCACCUAAUCUCAUCUCGAGCUUCCCCCCUCCUGCGCAAUCCAAGCCCAAGGUCAACAUGCUACAUCGAAUAUCAAAAGAUGUCCACUUGAAACGCUCGGGCAAGGACAACACUGCGGAUUUUCAUUCUCGUUCAAAUUCGCAGACACUUCUUGCUGGUUCCACGGCGCAAUCCCCGAUAUCUGCUUUCCCGAUGCCAGCGGAACUAGAUCCCGUAUACCGUGUCCGCGGCAGCUUCGAAAGCGAGACCAGCGCUGAAGGGCGAAGAGAGCGCUGGGAAUCGAUGGCCCGCCAAACUGGCGGCACUAGGAGGCCUAGCCAGCCAACUGAAUGCGGGUAUCCUUAUGGCACAGGGGCCGGGCUCGCUCUCCGGGAUCCUGACGGGUUUGACUACGAUACCAGACCGGUGGUACCCAAGGGUAUGAUGGGCGAUAAAUUCUGA
Molecule: messenger RNA, 2307 nt
Organism: Fonsecaea monophora
Lineage: Eukaryota; Fungi; Ascomycota; Eurotiomycetes; Chaetothyriales; Herpotrichiellaceae
Exons: 1
Coding region: 1-2307 (768 amino acids)
Biological process (GO): transmembrane transport
Cellular component (GO): membrane
Molecular function (GO): transmembrane transporter activity
Source: RefSeq, a predicted model, not a curated record